This is a messenger RNA of Pecten maximus, 5040 nucleotides long. RefSeq names its product ice-structuring glycoprotein-like. NCBI's taxonomy places the organism in Eukaryota, Metazoa, Mollusca, Bivalvia, Pectinida, Pectinidae. Bases 1 to 597 code for a protein of 198 amino acids. The record is from RefSeq and is a predicted model, not a curated record. The transcript is spliced from 4 exons.
AUGGCUCAAGGACAACUUAACGUGGCUCAAUACGAGGAAUACACCAAACGUGAUGGGACGACGGAAAGACAACUAAAACUUCAUAUGAACUUCCGGACAGGACCAGCUACAGAAGCAGCAACAGCAGCAACAACAACAGCCGCAGCAGCAGCAGCAGCAACAUCCACAACGGGAACAACAGUAUCAGCAGCAGCACCAGCGAUGCCUUCAACAACAGUAGCAACAGCAACAUCAACAAACUUUCGGACAGAACCAGCUACAGAAGCAGCAACAGCAGCAACAACAACAGCCGCAGCAGCAGCAGCAACAACAUCCACAACGGGAACAACAGUAUCAGCAGCAGCAGCAGCGAUACCUUCAACAACAGUAGCAACAGCAACAUCAACAAACUUCCGGACAGGACCAGCUACAGAAGCAGCAACAGCAGCAACAACAACAGCCGCAGCAGCAGCAGCAGCAACAUCCACAACGGGAACAACAGUAUCAGCAGCAGCAGCAGCGAUGCCUUCAACAACAGUAGCAAGAGCAACAUCAACAAGUGAAGGACUUUUUAUGAUUUUCUCAAUAUGUUUCGUCGUGUUUUGGACUCUUCUUUAAGUUUUUAUCAGUUAUAAAUGAUUAUGAGAUAUAAGUGACAGUGGAAAUUGUUAGUUUUUUUUUUUUUUUUUUUGAUACUUUUCUUUGGACAUCGGUGUAUUCCUUUUUUUUCUCUUUAAAUCUGGAUUAAUGUUUUUCCAUUGGAUAUGGAGGUAUGUAAAAUCAAAGAGAAACAUCAUCGAUUCAUUCAAAAAAAUUAUUUGUGUAAAUUGUUUAUUCUACAAUGUGUCAAAACAAUACAUUCCAUUCUAUUUCAUUUGUAUAAUUUUUUUUUCUUUACAGACUUUCGGACAGGAACAGCUACAGAAGCAGCAAUAGCAGCAACAACAACAGCCGCAGCAGCAGCAGCAACAACAUCCACAACGGGAACAACAGUAUCAGCAGCAGCACCAGCGAUACCUUCAACAACAGUAGCAAGAGCAACAUCAACAAGUGGAGGACUUUUUAUGAUUUUCUCAAUAUGUUUCGUCGUGUUUUGGACUCUUCUUUAAGUUUUUAUCAGUUAUAAAUGAUUAUGAGAUAUAAUUGACAGUGGAAAUUGUUAGGUUUUUUUUUUUUUUUUUUUAUACUUUUCUUUGGACAUCAGUGUAUUCCUUUUUUUUCUCUUUAAAUCUGGAUUAAUGUUUUUCCAUUGGAUAUGGAGGUAUGUAAAAUCAAAGAGAAACAUCAUUGAUUCAUUCAAAAAAAUUAUUUGUGUAAAUUGUUUAUUCUACAAUGUGUCAAAACAAUACAUUCCAUUCUAUUUCAUUUGUAUAAGCAUUUAUUUAUACUCAUAUCUACCUAUAAGCUGAGAAUGUUUAUCAUAAUGAGUACAAAAUGUAUACUCAUAUUAUUCAAAUAAGUAUUAGAUUUUUUAUAAUCUGGACAUAUAGUAUUCUAAUUCUAAAUCAAAUACCGAUAAUUUUAUAACGUUAGAGAUUACAAAAAAAAAAGAAGAUACUGUAUGUAUUGUAUACAGAACAAAAUAUUGUGAUAAGACUAUUCUUUCAUGGUGGUCAACUAACAUGGACGUUGAUUAGCGUCAGAGGAUAAAAAGCUAUUUCUUCAUGGAUUAACGACCUUGUGGGGUUGCUAACAUCACCCAAUGAUGCCAGUUAAGUAACUUUAUUUUACCAUAGUAUGCAACCCGUUCAUCCUUUGUAUAUUCACAACGUACAGAGUUAUUUCUAAAGUGAAGUGGACAAUGGUCAAUCUUCCCGCGGAUUCCUUUGUUUACAUUGUAUACUCCUAACAGACCACCUCAAACGUCCUGUCUCUACUAUAUAUCAUUGUACCUCAUUCUACGAAUUUGCAAACAUUCAAUAUGUCUACUGAACUUUCUGGUAAAGUUAGGAAAGGCGUCCAAGCUAUCAGUGAACUUCGUGACCCGGCAUUAAUCAAACAAGUAGUGACCCAACUAAUGGACAACGCCAUGUUUAAAGACGCGCUAGUGGGUGCUUUGGGAAUCCCUGCCAUGUAUCAUGAAAUUGAAUCUCUUGAAAAUAAAAUAGAACAAUACUCUAGAAGGAAUUGUUUGAAAUUCAGAGGUAUUCCUGAGUCCCAAGACGAGGACACUGACCAACUCAUUAUCAAUGCGUGUAACAAGUACUUGGGGGGACUCAUGGUCACCCAAAAGGACAUUAGUCGUUCGCAUCGAGUUGGGCCCAAAGUAAGGAAUUAUCCUAGGGGCAUUAUUGUUAGAUUUCUGUCAUAUAGAACACGAGCAGCACUUUAUGAUGCCAGGUGCAUUCUCUUCAAAAACAAACAUGAAUCUACUACCAACUCGGACCAGUCUACCCCAACUCGACCUACUCCGACUUCUUCGUUAUAUAUAAACGAGGCGCUCACCAAAGCCAGGAGUCAAGUUUAUGCUAAGGCGAGAUUUCUUAAGUCCCAAAAUCUCAUCUCUGGUACAUGGACAAAUGACGGACGUAUUGUUAUCCGCAAUUCGAGUGGCGAGAAAUCCCAGGUUACCCGUCUUGACGAGCUAUCGGCAUAUCCUGACCCCCCUCCCAAAACCCCUGGAAUACGUACAGUCAAGAAUUGGAUUCCUGGUACACCUGAUACCAGUGCACGUGCCAAACCGAGAACCCAACCUAUUGAACCUAAUAAAUAAACUGUGUUCCUUGUCUGUAUAUUUUGUUUGUCCACUAUAUAUAGCCCUAUUUGUGUUAAGUCUGAUCACAUGAAACCCACUAUAUUGUAAUUCUAAUGGGUUCUGCAUUGCUAGCAUAAUGCGUACAGUGUAUAUUGAUGGUUAUUAUCCUGAUUAUACUAAUUACUCUGAUUUUUUCUUAGCAUAGUCUAUACAAGAAACGAUUAGCAUGUAUUCACACUCAUGUGCAUGUAUAUAUAAGUAAAUCAGAUCCCAUAUUUAUUUCCAUCUAAUGCAACUCAACAUAGUAAUAUUUCUAUUUCUAAUUGGUAUAUACAUGUAUGCUUCCCAUACUGAUAUGAAUUACUAAGAUACACAUGUACAUUUAAUCUAGUUAAUCUUUUAUUUAUUUAUAAAUGGUACAGAUAGUAUUACAUAUAAUAUUGUUGAUAUGUAGUUAUAUGCAUUGUAACUUCAUAUCAAGUACUGUGCAUUGUAAUUAAUCAGUGUCAUCUAAACAUCUAAUAAAAAAACGUAUUAAUGUGAAUGAUCAUAUGAAUGUACAUGCACUUGAUUUCUCCCGGAGUACUGCUUGAAAUAAUGUGUGUAUCUACAUGAUUUUUUUUUAAGAAAAUAAGUAUACUUAUUAUAAUAAGCUUGUUUUGUACUUUCCACACAAAGGCAGGUCCUAGGUUGAUGGUAAUAUUUAAAAAAAUUAUAUGACGCAAUGUUUGUAUCUCCAGCUUUACAAUCAGAGAUGUAAAAUUGUAGAUCCAAAUUAUACACGUGUAUACGUACGUGUCUCGUAUAUAUACAUGUACAUACUAUACCUCUUCUCCAUAUGAAUAAUACUUGUAGCAAAAUAUAUAUGAAAUGACACUCAUAUUGUAUACCUCACCGCGUUUCCUGAGGUUUCUUAUUAAUUAUUUUCUAUUUAAUGUAUUCCAAAAGUAAAUGAUAGUUAUAUCCAAUGUAAAUCCACGUGCACACUCAAUGUUACAAAUCGGCGUGCCUGCUUGUAUGCGUAUGGCUAUCAUAAUGAAAGAGCACACCUCUCAGCUGAAUAUGAUUACACUUAGUUAUGUAUAUAGUCUCUCAAAUGUAAGUUUAAUUAUUUAUGUCAUGUAUUCAUUAUUGCUAAUCUCUUUACUCAAAAGGAAUUAUCUGACCCAUUGUUUGAUACUUUGCAAAUAAUACAAUCUAACUGUACUGAACACUAAAUGGUAAGCAAACUGAAACUCAGUUAAGCGUUUGAGAGACUAUGAUGAGAAUAUAUGAUCGUGAUCACUAGAGUGCUUUCACGUGGUCUGUAUAUAAAUAGUUGUACGUUUUGUUUACAGUUUUGAAGAUGUCCAUCCAUGUAAAUAGCGGAAUGUCUUCUAUGAUUUUCAUCCAUGUAUGGUAAUUACUUGUAUAUAAGUAUUACUUUUGUGGACUUUGCCCACAAAUCGCUUAUUUUUUCACAUUUUGUUUUAUUAUAACAAUUUUAAGACUUGCCCAGUCUCAAUGUAUACAUUUUCACUCGUACAGGUACAUACAAAUACCAGCUGUAUCACAUGCCCUAUCAAAUAUGUUAUAAAGAUAUGGUUAUUUGAUAAUGACUAGUAGAGUAAUAUACUUGUUCUAUGAUAGGGCAUGUAGAUUCACUAGGGGCAACAUGUACUUAUUUGUGUUUAAUUAUAAAUUAACUGUACAAAGUAUUGCAUACAAUAUAGCAUAUUAUCUACCCGUGUAUUCUACACCAAUAGUUAACAACUUAAUUUUUGUUCUAUAUAUUAUUGGUAUGUUAAUAAUAAUUAGUUGUGAUGUUGAACUAAAUCCAGGUCCCUUACACAACCUUGAUAUUUCCCACCUAAACAUAAGAUCACUAAGACAUAAAAUAGAUAUUAUUGAAGCUGAAUUAUAUGAUAGUGACAGUAUCUGUCUAACUGAAACACAUCUCACUCCUGAAAUACCUGAUUCUGAACUAAUGAUUCAAUCUUAUUCUGAAAAUAUUCACAGACUAGACAGGAAAACUGGCCCCGGUGGUGGAGUUUUAAUAUAUCAUAGAAGAUAAUAUUGUUACUAAAAGAAAACAUGAUCUUGAACAAGAUGAAGUUGAAAUGUUAUGGGUAGAGGUCCACAUUGAAUCUCGAAAAUUUUUAUUGGCUGGUUUAUAUCGACCGGAAUCACCAGUUAGAUAUUGGGACAUUCUGGACACCAUCAUUAAAAAAGCCAUUAACACAAAUCUUGACAAAGUGAUAACUGGUGAUAUCAAUGUCAACAUGCUUAAUCUUCAACCUCAUUCAAAUCUGGCUAGAAUGAUGACUAAAUUUAAUCUUUCAAAUCUCAUAAAGGACCCUACUAGUAUCACCCCAACUUCAACUUCA